This is a messenger RNA of Nicrophorus vespilloides, 1157 nucleotides long. RefSeq names its product out at first protein-like. The transcript is spliced from 2 exons. The record is from RefSeq and is a predicted model, not a curated record. Lineage: Eukaryota; Metazoa; Arthropoda; Insecta; Coleoptera; Silphidae. The annotation marks the transcript as partial.
AUUGUUCGUAAUGCACGAAUCGACGUAAUAAAUGAUUCAACCGUGACCGACCUCUCAAAAGGUUUACCCAAGAGCGCUUAUACGACAUCGCUGAAGAGGUUCCCAAAUUCCGAAAGCAAUCACGUCCUCGCCGACUGCUCUUCGACGAAGAAAGUGUGGUCGCCGUGCCAAUGCAGACUGGAAAUAUGCGUCGGCUGGUAUCCGUGCGGUCUGAAAUAUUGCAAAGGCAAGGGAGAAUCGAAGGACUCGGCGAUGUCCUACAGAUGCGGCAUCAAGACCUGCAGGAAAUGCCACCUGUUCUCCUAUUACGUGCCGCAAAAACAGACUUGCCUCUGGGACGAAUGAUAGUGAUUACCUUGUAGAACAUUUGUUGCCUUACAUUACUAAUAAUUCGAAUACACUUUAUCCCACGAAUUCCAUGUUACGAAAUGGCUAUUCCGACAAACUAAUAAAAACACUAAAUUAACUAAUAUAUAAAUAUAUAAAAGUCUAUUUUUUCACAAGAGAUGAUUUUAUUUUGUAUCCAGCGAUGUAUGUCUUUAGAUCAUGAACAAACAAAAAAAAAACAUAAGCUAUUUCUACAAUCAUUGUUUGGUAUUGUAAAUAAACAACUAUUAUUUUUGUAAAUUUCAAAUUCAUCAUUAAUCAAUUUCCACCGUUCAAACUCUUCCAUUUUAAGAUAAUUUCAAUAUUAAAAGGUUUGAUUUGAUUGUUCAUUGAAUCUUAAUUUGCUGCAAUUGAAGUGGAGAUAUUUACAGUAGCAGACAAGAGGGCAUGCAACGCGUAUUUAGUUUAAGUUAUCACGGGUCUUCUGCAUUUGUUGGCAUGUGAUUUCGAUCGAUGGGAUAUUUUGUAUGUGAGGAGGAGGACGUUGUAACGAACCUGCGAUUGUUUGGACCAAAAUGCCUUAGGUGUGUUAAGAGAGAGAGAGACGAUGCAUUUGCUUGCCAAUUUUAAUUGAAUUACAACUGUAAUCCGUAUAGUCUAUAGGCUAGUUAAGUUUCUACUGUAAUAGAUUUAAAGCAACCAUCCGUAAAUAAAGAAAAAAAAAACAGAAAAGUAAAUUAAUGUACAUUUUAGGAAAUAAAAUAAUGAUUAAAUAACACUUAUAUAUUAAAGUUUAAGAGUUUAACGAUAAGGUGUGUGGAUCAUGUUGU